GACAAUACAAUAACCAACAAAACCGACGAUAUUCAGUGGGCGCCCCAUUCAUUUGUCUCAAGUUGAACCAAGAGAAAGUUCUAAACGAAACACCCCCACCCACACACUCACCUCCCCAUUUGCCCACCAAACAGAGUCCUUUGACAUUUCAAUGAAUUAAUUGCAAAACAAUACACCCACCGUUUUGUUAUUUUUCUCCACCAUAAAACCAGUCUUCCCUCUCUUCUCUCCAAUUCUGUACAUUUCAGACCUUGCCAAAACCCUAGAUUUUUUUCAUGGAUUCUCGAUUUUUGCUCACUCUGUCUCUUUGUUUCCUUUGCAUUUUCCCUCAUCUCUCCUAUUCCAGAAGUCGCAUCCCAAUAUUGAUCGAGGAGAAGAAAACGGAGGGAUCGGUGCUUAGACUGAGAAGAGGCGCUUCUUCUGCUACCUUCGAUCCAACUCGGGUCACUCAACUCUCGUGGCAUCCCAGGGCUUUUCUUUAUAAGGGUUUUCUUUCUGAGGAGGAAUGUGAUCAUCUAAUCGAGAUUGCAAAGAAUAAGCUGGAGAAGUCUAUGGUGGCUGAUAAUGAGUCUGGUAAGAGUAUAGAGAGUGAAGUCCGGACAAGCUCCGGAAUGUUCCUUCAGAAAUCUCAGGAUGAAGUAGUUGCUAACAUUGAGGCCAGGAUUGCUGCAUGGACCUUUCUUCCAAUUGAGAAUGGGGAGUCCAUUCAGAUACUGCACUAUGAACAUGGCCAAAAGUACGAACCGCAUUUUGAUUAUUUUCAUGACAAGGCUAACCAAGAAUUGGGUGGCCACCGUGUUGCCACUGUGUUGAUGUAUCUCUCUAAUGUUGAAAAGGGUGGGGAAACUGUCUUUCCCAAUACGGAGGCGCAAAUGUCUCAAUCUAAGGAUGAUGACGCGUCUGAUUGUGCUAAACAAGGCUAUUCAGUGAAACCCUACAAGGGUGAUGCCUUGCUGUUCUUCAGUCUUCAUCCUGAUGCAACAACUGAUCCAAGCAGCUUGCAUGGGAGCUGCCCUGUCAUUGAGGGUGAGAAAUGGUCUGCAACCAAGUGGAUUCAUGUGAGAUCCUUCGAAAAGUCACUAAAGCAUGCAGUUAGCGGGGACUGUGCGGAUGAGAAUGACAACUGCCCCCUAUGGGCCAAAGCUGGUGAAUGUGAAAAGAACCCUACAUAUAUGGUGGGUUCGAAGGGUCUUCCUGGGUUUUGUAGGAAGAGUUGCAAUAUGUGUUCAUCCUAGGGAGGUCAAUAUUUGCAGUUAUUUGGCUUCUUGGGUCUAUACAGAGGGGUUAAUGCUUUGUUGUAUAUAACAUCGAGCUCGGCCAUAGUGAGAUAUAUAUGUUAGAGGUGCUGCCCGGAUUAAACUUUUAUAGUAUAUUCAGUACUUGAGCAGUUUACUAUCACAAA
Prunus dulcis (almond) is the source of this 1402-nucleotide messenger RNA. Its product is annotated as probable prolyl 4-hydroxylase 7. The record is from RefSeq and is a predicted model, not a curated record. Bases 276 to 1235 code for a protein of 319 amino acids. The transcript is spliced from 8 exons. Gene Ontology annotation, cellular component: endoplasmic reticulum. Gene Ontology annotation, molecular function: L-ascorbic acid binding; iron ion binding; procollagen-proline 4-dioxygenase activity. Gene Ontology annotation, biological process: peptidyl-proline hydroxylation to 4-hydroxy-L-proline. NCBI's taxonomy places the organism in Eukaryota, Viridiplantae, Streptophyta, Magnoliopsida, Rosales, Rosaceae.